AUGCGGAAAUUAGUGGAUCCAACACCGAAUCGUUUUGAACAACUUGUCACUCAAAUGAAAUGGCGUCUUAAUGAAGGCGGCGGGAAAGCGAUAUACAAAUUAGGCGUUGACGAUGAUGGACAUAUAAGUGGUCUGUGUCAAAGUGAAUUGUUGAGUUCCCUGGCAACACUUGAACGUAUGGCAAAACGUUUAAAUGCUACACUGCAUCCAUUAAGAGAACGUAUUAUUGAACCAGUUGGACAUGAUGAUGAUACUACCAAUUCGAUAAAUAAGGAAUAUCGUAAAGCUAUUGAAUUAUUGGUUCGUUUAGCGCCAACAACAAAUGAUGGUUCACCUGACCUAUGCGUAGCUUUAGUCGGUGGUAUGGAUUCAGGCAAGUCAACAUUGAUCGGUGUAUUAACAGACGGGGAAUUGGAUAAUGCACGUGGCAAAGCUCGAUUAAAUCUAUUUCGUCAUUUACAUGAAGUUCAAUCAGGUCGUACUAGCAGUUUAAGUCGUGAGCUGCUGGGCUUUGAUGCUGAUGGCAAUGUAACUAACUAUAAAUAUGCUGAUGGCAGAGUUUAUCGAAGAUCUGCAGAAGAAAUUGGUUAUUUGUCCACUGUCCAAUCAGAAUUCGACUUUUUCAUUCUGUACUCUAAACGUUGUAUUCUGAUUGGUUGUUUACUUGACGAAUGA
Trichobilharzia szidati is the source of this 675-nucleotide messenger RNA. The record is from the annotation of a GenBank genome assembly. NCBI's taxonomy places the organism in Eukaryota, Metazoa, Platyhelminthes, Trematoda, Strigeidida, Schistosomatidae.